Molecule: messenger RNA, 1791 nt
Organism: Neoarius graeffei (lesser salmon catfish)
Lineage: Eukaryota; Metazoa; Chordata; Actinopteri; Siluriformes; Ariidae
Exons: 3
Coding region: 85-789 (234 amino acids)
Source: RefSeq, a predicted model, not a curated record
CACAGAUAACUUGAGGAGGUGAAGCUCAAUUCCAGACAAACUGCUCUGAAAUCAGCUCCACGAAAGUAAGAUCAUCUUUCAACCAUGGUUUGUGCACAUAUGCUCACUAAAUUUCCUUUUCUGUUCCUGUUGUCCUUUGGAGUCUCCCAUGUUGAAAAUAAGGAUCUGGACCAAAAUACACUGGUUUCUGUGAUCCAGUUCUUUCACAAGAACUAUGAUCCAGAUUCUCAGUACGCUAUUGCCAUUAAUGUUCCUAAAGAACAAUGUGCUGGCUACGUCGACAACAACUUCCUCACGAAAUAUCCUGCAGACAAUGUCAAGAAUGGCAUGAACAGUGAUGACAGACUGUAUACAGCUGACGAGUUGAUCGCUGCCCGCCCAAAGAAGAAAAAGAAGUUUAACAUCCACUCAGAAUCCAUCUUGUUGAGAAUUCCAGACAGUCAAGGCAUGGUGCCCAUGAAACGACUCCUGGAUAGAUAUUCAUCUGGCUGUGUGGUGUUCUACACCUACAACUCCCCAUGUGUCCAGACCUGCACUGAUCCUGUUGGCAAUUACAGCAUUCUCCCAGCCCUGCAGCAGCUUUUCCAGAACUACAACGGACCCAAGGCCUUCGUCUUUACAGAUAUAUUUCGUAAUGACACACAAAAGCCUCAGUUUGCAGAGCAGCUUAAGCUUGUUGAUGACCGCAUUCCCCUUUACCGUUGUAUAAAAGGUAAACAAGGACAAAUAACUGAAUGCUUUGUGUGCAGAGACAGCAAUAGAGACAUAGUUGAGAAAUGCCUGAAGUAGCAUAAGGAAGGUGAACCCAGUCUUAGCCAUGGGCCCAUCAUAAAUACAGAGUUAAUUGUGAGCUAGCUUUAGGUAAAGCACUAUCUCUGAUGUUAGUCAUAUUCACUGAUAUCAAGCUUGUGUAUAUGCAUAGCUCAAAUAUACACCAUUAGCAAUACUUUAAAUUAGUGCUGUCAAAAAUGUCGCAUUAUUAACGCGUUAACUUGACUCAAUUUUAACGGCGAUAAUUUUUUUAUCGCGAGAUUAACGCUCUGUGACAUGAUGCCAUGCCCCGCACAGCCAGAGUCCUCUGCCCUCCCCCGAAGCGCCACGGUGCUCGGCUUAAGUUUUUCGUUUUCCCAUCGGCGGCUCCAGCCCCACUUUGCAGUGGCUGUGACAAGACGUGUUAUGCUCUGCAAUAAAAAAAAAAAACAUUGGUACAACCAGUGUUCGAACUAUGCCGAUAUUUUCGGGGGGUCCCUUAUUUUCCCUUGGGGGGGGAGGGGGUGCUUGCGCUUGUGUCAGAGCGCGGCUCUCCAUCGCGCGCUCACUUCGGAUAUGCAAAUGCUUCCCGUUACACACGAUUGCUAUGUCAAUAAACAUCAUUUUGCCAAUAUUUUAGAGACCCCCCCCCAACAUUUCCCAAAUCAUGUUUUCAAGGGAUCUCAUGUCUGUUUUAGAGGAUCUCGGAUCCCCCGUGUACCCCCGUAGUUCGAACGGUGAGCAAGCCCAUUCACUUUUUUAUGCUGAUAAGAGAAUUAUAAUGGUUUUUCAUGUGACAAAAAUGUGCGAUUAAAUUGCGAUUAAUCGCGAGUUAACUAUGACAGUCACGACAUUAAUCGCGAUUAAAUAUUUUAAUCGCUUGACAGCACUGCUUUAAAUACAUCAUGGAUUAUUCUGACCAAAGUAACAAGUGCACCAUCUUGUGGAAGCCCUGUCAGUCAUUUGUUUCUGUGAUACUUUGUUUUGAUGUCAACUAUGAUCUUGAAAUUUCACCAACAUAAUAAAGCAUAGAAAGAUUCA